Pollicipes pollicipes is the source of this 1818-nucleotide messenger RNA. Its product is annotated as phospholipid phosphatase 5. The coding region runs from base 449 to 1219 and encodes 256 amino acids. Gene Ontology annotation, molecular function: phosphatidate phosphatase activity. Gene Ontology annotation, biological process: phospholipid dephosphorylation; phospholipid metabolic process. The record is from RefSeq and is a predicted model, not a curated record. Gene Ontology annotation, cellular component: membrane. The transcript has a single exon. Lineage: Eukaryota; Metazoa; Arthropoda; Thecostraca; Pollicipedomorpha; Pollicipedidae.
UCUAGGCUAUAACGCGAUUCGGCACCGGCCGCGCUCAAACCGAUCCAAAUCAUGCGUUAUCUAUUACUUAACGUUUGAAUCUUGUGCAACCCGGCACUCUCCCGGACGCUUAGCAACGUCAAAUUUUGACGAAGAUUUGUCUUAAAUGUUGUUUAUGAUGAAUAAAGCAUAUUUCUAUAGAACUAUAACAACGUACAGGAAAAAAUCCAGCUUAACGCAUAUUUUUAUUUAAUUUUUUAAAGAUUACCCAGAUUAUACAAGAACAAAGGUUUUUGCGACACUAAUUUGUGGAAAUGUGUCCCACACCCUCAUGCUAGAUGACCUUCGUGUUUUUUUUUUGCCGUUACCACUUCGUGUAACUCUAUAUACAAUUGCAAUGCAACCAUGGCCUUAUUUAUCGCAAUGCACAUAUUUUUGUUAGCAUUAAAGGCCUAAUUACGAGCUAAACAUGAACCUCUUGAGCAUCAUACCUCCGGAAUUAAGGUAUCGGUAUUUCAUCAUUCAGCUGGCCAUCCGCAUCGUCCUUUACCUGGUGUUCUUGGCUACGGAGCGCCUCGAGCCAGCCGUGCGUGAGAUGACCGAGAGCCAGGCGUGGCGUCACAGCUACCCGGUCACCAAGAGUUACGUCUCCACCACCGCCCUCUGGAACAUCAUCUACAGCGUGCCGCCAGCCACUUUGACGCCUGGCCUCCUCCUCACGGGCGACUGGCAGGACCUGCGUCAGGCGGCGCUAGCCUUCUCCCUGGGUCUCCUCGCCAACGGGCUGGCUGUGAACACGCUGAAGAGCAAGGUGGGCCGGCUGCGGCCCGACUUCCUGGCGCGCUGCCACCCGGCCGGCCGGCCGUGGUUCGGCACCGGCUGCUCCGGCGACGCCCGCCACGUGGCAGAGGGGCGCCUGAGCUUCCCCAGCGGGCACGCCUCCUUCUGCAGCUGCCUGGCCGCCUUCGUCUGCCUCUACUGGUCGGGCAAGGCGCGCCUCUUCCGCGACGAGUCCCGCCGCCGCUGGCGGCCCGUGCUGGCCGCGCCGCCGGCGGCCGCCGCGCUGGUGGCCGUCAGCCGCGUCUGGGACCAUCACCACCACUGGGAGGACGUCGCCGUCGGGUACGGCAUCGGCGUCGUCAGCGCCAUCGCUGCGUAUGGCUGCUACUACCCGUCAGUGCUGGGAUCGGACGCGGGCAAGCCGCGCCCGAGUGCGGGAGACCCGGAGGUGGCCACGUGAGGGUGCUUUGACAGGAGCUGCGUGAGGUGCAAAGUUACGUGGCAUCGUCCUUUAGAGCGUAGAGUAGACGCUUGCAAGCCUCCUGCGAAAUCGGUCAUGUUCUGUCUGCUUCAGUCAACAUCUGUAGAUUGGCGGUUUGCAAUUGUUUGGUGUUACCCCUCAAUCUGCUGCAUAAAUCACCGGUGGUUAACUUCGUAUUUCGUUCUUGCGUGGCAAUUAAGAUCCUGCUGUCAGCAUCGCGCGGUCCAAAAGGCGGUUUGCACCGAACUGGUUUGCUAAUACGUUUUCCAAAAAGCUCACGACGAGCUGAAGCCAGGAAAGAGAACAGCAUGUCAUGUGUCGCGAGAACAUAGCUAACCGGACCCUCUUCCACGGAUUCGAUUAAGCUUCAUGUCAUGAAAAACGUACGCGGUUCUUGUAAACUCUGCAUAAAACACCCGGUCAUGAUAGAGCCAUGUCAUCAUAAGACCGUCCCAGUCGAUCAAUGGUGAGCAGAAUAAUUAUCCAGGGUAUCUGGAAACAUGGCUUUGUGAAAGUGACGAGUAAAUGCAAUCAUGAACAUCACGAAAAGAAAUCGCCUUGAAUUGUGGUAACGCCGU